AUGUCUCUGGAUCUAGAAAAGCACUUGACAUUUUAUGGCGCCUAUCACCAUAACCCCGUCAAUGUGGCCAUUCACAUGAUCUGCGUGCCCCUGCUCCUUGUAUCAGGAUUUACCUUGGCCACGUAUACAGGAACACUCAUACACACGCCCAGCUGGCUGACCGUCCCGUACUUGGAUCUCAAUCUGGGCACAAUCGCCGCUAUUCUUUAUGCAUCGCUCUAUCUGCUAUUAGAGCCAGUAGCAGGCUUUGUAUUGGCCGCAUUCUGUCUUGGCAGCACGGCCUUUGUCAACUCAUGGCACCUCCGAGAUCCCACCAUGACCUUUCAGGUCGCCCUUGGAGUUCAUGUUGUCUCCUGGAUCGCACAAUUCAUUGGCCACGGUGCCUUCGAGGGCCGAGCCCCUGCCUUGAUGGACAACCUCGUCCAGGCCAUCUUCCUGGCCCCCAUGUUUGUCUGGCUUGAGAUGCUUUUUAAGCUUGGAUACCGACGCGAGCUCCAGGCUCGAGUUGAGAAGGCCGUCUUGAAAGAGAUUGCCAAGUUCAAAUCCGAGUCUAAGAAUGGCAAGGCCAGCUAAUCCCGAUCCUAGCUUACUGAUGACGGGCCUUGGCUUUGAACGGCAUUUCCUCAUUCCUUGACUAAUGCUCUCAGGACUUGUAAACUAUAUGUCUCAACCAUCACUAUUCAAAUCCAGGCGCCCUUUCAUUUCGUCAUUCAACCAAGCUUCCCACGGGCGCCUCACCGGGGGACUGGAUGACAUCACCAUAUGACGAAAGCAAACAACACCUCUUCAACAUCUCUUCACAGCGUCCAAACUACAAACCGCCCAUCUCAUUAGCUUUUCUAAACACACAAUCUUAAUAUUGCAAGCAAGCGCUCUCAGUCAUCUACACCCCCAGAUGGGCUACCACCACAAAAAGUUUUUCAUAUCUAUAGCGUCUGUAUACAGCUAUGUUACCUCAAAAAUACAAGGGAGAAGUGCACAGUGGACUGCACUUUGAUACGAGCAGUGUAUCAAAGAUGUGGGUGGGCAAAAAAAGUACGGUAUGGCAUUUGUUUUAUUAACCACCUUUUGUACUAUUUAACAGCCAUACUAUGGCAGCUACAACUCAGAAAAAAAUCAUCAAAACUCUGUUCAUAUCCUUC
Messenger RNA from Trichoderma virens Gv29-8, 1142 nucleotides. RefSeq lists its product as uncharacterized. Bases 1 to 573 code for a protein of 190 amino acids. NCBI's taxonomy places the organism in Eukaryota, Fungi, Ascomycota, Sordariomycetes, Hypocreales, Hypocreaceae. Gene Ontology annotation, cellular component: endoplasmic reticulum. The record is from RefSeq and is a predicted model, not a curated record. The transcript has 3 exons. Gene Ontology annotation, biological process: sphingoid catabolic process.